AUGGCCACUGCCAACGUUCUCCCUGCCAUUGCUGGGCUCCAGCGCCCUCCAACCAGCCGAGACCUAGAACUCUCACGGGCUGUGUAUAAUAGCCUUCCUCAUCUUGAAGAGCAGCCGGAAAUCUCCAACGCCGCGCUCAAAGCCCUAUGCGAACUUUUCGUCCAUAACGGCGUCCAGGACGUCUUUGGCACCAGACCCGACUUCUUUCAGGAGUUCGCCAGCUUCUUGCACCACAACAACCUAGCCGACUUGGUUGCUCUACAAUUGCUAGAUAGCCCCCAGAAUAGCACUAGGAUGGAGCUCUUGAUCGGUCCACAGGCCACUCUGAUGGUAGACGAGAAGGACCUCAUCGGGUUUGAACCGCCCCGUAUCACCACUGGUUGGUCUUUGUCUUUUCAGGUGGGAGACGAUGGGAUCAUUUCUUGCAAGGGUAACGAUGUCUAUGCGGAGAAGAAGAACACUCAUCAGGUUUUCACGGAUUCGAAGCCGCUUCCCACGGUUGAGUCUACCCCGCCACGCGCUAUCAUUGUUGCUCAUCAUUAA
Molecule: messenger RNA, 543 nt
Organism: Trematosphaeria pertusa
Lineage: Eukaryota; Fungi; Ascomycota; Dothideomycetes; Pleosporales; Trematosphaeriaceae
Exons: 2
Coding region: 1-543 (180 amino acids)
Source: RefSeq, a predicted model, not a curated record